Molecule: messenger RNA, 1292 nt
Organism: Lolium perenne
Lineage: Eukaryota; Viridiplantae; Streptophyta; Magnoliopsida; Poales; Poaceae
Source: RefSeq, a predicted model, not a curated record
ACACUUUUUAAUAUUAAUUCCAGGAAUAAUAGCCGUUUUGAGCUAAUUUCAGAAAUAAUACACCGUCCGGGUGGGGGAACCCGAAUUUACAAAAUCGGGUUUGAGGAACCCGAAAUUAGGAAAUCGGGGUUGGGGAACCCGAAAAAUAGAUUCUUCUGCGCCUUCUGCGCCGUGAUGGAAAAAAGAAAAAUAAAAAAAGCAUAAAUCGGGGUACUAGAACCCGAAUUCUAAAAAUCGGGCAAGAUGAACCCGAUAUAUAAUAAUCGGGCAACUUGAACCCGAGUUCAAAAAAUCGGGUUUAUUGAACCCGAUUUUCUGCCCAGCACGAAAUUUUCCCGCCUUUUCGCGUUCGCACCGCCGUGUUUUCCUCCCGCCUUUGCCGCCACCCUUCCCGCCACUUCUUCCCGCCACUCUUUCCCGCCAUCAUCUCCCGCCACUAUCUCCCGCUAAAUUUUCCCGCCACACUGUUGAAUUUUUGCCUAUAAAAGCAGGCAUCGCUACUCUGGAUUGCACAAGUUCUUGUAUCUCUAUUUUAUCCCGUUUGCUCACUCUUAGCCAUCAUGAGUGUGCCGUGCUCUGACCAGGAGUUUAGGCCGGUGAAGGCGAAGGCUGCAAGUUUACCCCCGGGUGUGACUGCGGAGCGUUGUUGGUGCGGCCGUGUUGCUAAGGUUAAGCAGGUGGAGGAUUUCUCCGACUGGUUCGGCAUGAAAUUUUUCAUGUGUGCGAGCUAUGAGCAUGAUCCACCCCGUAGUUCAGCUUCGUCGUCCACCAGGCCGCCGUCUCCCCCGCCCCUAUGCAAAUGGUUUCACUGGAUAGACACGGAGCAGCCGGAUUGGGCGCGCGAGGAGGUUGAGGAGAAACAGCGCCGUGCGUGGGCAACGUUCUUUGAGGAGGAGCGUUGGGAAAAGGUUCGUGCUAAUGAGAAAGCAGAGCGAGAGAGGCAGAUACAGAAACUAAGGGCGGAACAAGCUCGUAACCGAGAGGUGAAUCAGAAGAGGAUGGAUGAUGAGGCUGCACGUAGGUUUGCAGACGAAGAGGUUCGCAGGGAGGCUCGUGAAGCGGAAAGGAAGAGACUAAGGGAAAGAGCUGCUGAAGCGCAAGCGGCAGAAGAACGCGGCGACAAGUCUGGAAAAUGGCCACGGUGGACGCAGGGAAAGUAGUGUGAUGUGUCGUAUUGGCUAUGUAUCGUAAUUUCAGUUGUAUCUUAAAUUCCGUUGUAGUGUCGUUGUAUCUUAAAUUCCGUUGUAGUGUCGUUGUAUCUUAAAUUCCGUUGUACUGAUAAAUCCUAUUUU